Molecule: messenger RNA, 1983 nt
Organism: Uncinocarpus reesii 1704
Lineage: Eukaryota; Fungi; Ascomycota; Eurotiomycetes; Onygenales; Onygenaceae
Exons: 2
Coding region: 1-1983 (660 amino acids)
Source: RefSeq, a predicted model, not a curated record
AUGGGUGCUGGUCAAUCAACCACGACCACAGAGGGUAGAUCGUCUCCCGAGGAGAUGAGCCACUUGCUGGCUCAGCGGUUUGCUUCGAAAUGCUUUACGCCCCUCGAACUCACCCAUUUAGAAGACAACUUCAACUCACAGGCUUUGGACGAGCAUGGCCUUCGAUAUUGGAACGAAGAGAUCCUGUCACGCUUUUUGGGAAUACCAGAUGGAGCAGGAGAGAAAGCCAGUCCGCAGACUGAUGCCACACUUGACGCUGGCCCCGUUUUAUUUCGCAUGGUGUCUUACCUGGGAGCAUUCCCGUUCCAUAACACGCUCGCACCCAGCGUCCUUACUUAUGAUGCUAUCGUGAAGGUCAUCGUGCUUUUAACUGAGAGGUAUGGACGAGUUCUAAAGAGAGGUCGAAAGGAUCGAAUGAAGCUGCUGUUUGGGAGUUUGGCCGAUGUUGGUCGUACGCAGACAGAAAAACAGCGAGAAACAUCUCAAGUCGAUACUAAGAUGAGCAGUGAUGAGGCCUAUAGUACAGACGGGGCCUCUUCUAAUAUUACGGGAUUCAGUAUUGAUGCACCUGCUAAUGAUGGAGAGGAGGAAGACGACGAUGAUGAUUUAGCCCUGGCUGCUUUGGAAUCCUUGGACGCAAUUGAAGUAUUCAAGCAUGAUCAGCGCCUUGAUCGAAGCGUGUACAAGGCACGCAUUUCCGUUAGCACGUUUCGGAGACUGCUAGCCCUGCUGCUCGUUAUCGCACCGCUGCAUCCCAUGGGACGACGUCAGAUGAUUCAAACAGAUGCAGAGUCAAUCGACGCAGUUCAGCCCAGUUGGAUAGCAUCAUGCAGCCUUGGAGAUGAAGCCAACGGCGAUGGCCAUUACUUAUCGGACUUUUCUAGGGUUAUCACGACAUCUCUUCCAUUCCUCUUUGAUCCACUAACGCCGCUUUUCGAGCAUUUCCUAUUCAGCAAAAAUCUAGAUCUAUCGAAGCGGAAGGACUCACAUCAGAGCCAUGAGGAAUCGAACUCACCAUCCCCGCCUCCUUCGCCUCAUUUGGAGUGCGUCUUCCUCCCAGGCCACUUUGAGACGAACAUACUUAACUCUGCGAUCCUAUCCCACCUCUCAUUCUUUCUUUCCACUUCAUAUCCAAUCCCCAAUCUUUUCCGCAAUCAAACCCGUUUGCACCCCGUUUUCUCUUCGGAUUUCCAUGGCGAAUCUCUCACGGCGUUUUCGCAUCAUGUUUUGACCUGGCAUGCCCCUAGUCUUCUUUUAUUGAAGGGUGUAACCGGCUCGUCUUCCUCGAAACAAGAGACUGUUUUGGCCGGAGCAUACCUGCCAGAGCCUUGGAAACGAUCUACAAGCCCUCUUUCCACCCCGAUGUCAGACUUUCUGGAUACUUCCAGAUUCCCUUGUCUUUUCCAGCUCCUACCAACCCACACCGUCCUCCAAGCAGCGCCGGCUUUCAAGUCCCUCAAAUCCAACAUGCCCGUCGUUUCAUUCUCCACGAAUUCUGGUAUCGCCGUCGGAUGUAUGAUUCCCCCUUCUUCACGCACAUCACUAAACAAUGAACUUCAACCCCGACCCAGCGGUGGAGGUAGUCUGAUCAUCGAUCCGGCCCUUGAGAACGCCACAUUUUACGUCUCUGACGGACUCCACGGGGACGGAGUAUUCCUCCCUCCAGGUCUUUCGCCCUCGUCAUCACUCUCACUCUCAGCAUCAGCAACAUCCUCCACGAUGUCUAUAUCCAUACAUUCCAUCGAGGUAUGGGGCGUGGUGCCCACGCCAGCGGAACUGGAUGCGAAUCUCGAUCCCAAUUCCCCAAAGGAUGCUAUUUCGAUGCAGAAAGCGAUGUGGGAUUUUGAGGCUCGGGAAGCUGAAAGAAGGAAGACGAUCCAUUUGAACGUUGGCGGGGGUGAUAGUGAGGCGCAGACUGGACGGGCGUUGUUGGAAAUGGCUGGAAUUAUUGGCGAUUCGCAGUACAGCCCGCGAAGGCGUUGA